Messenger RNA from Gossypium raimondii (Peruvian cotton), 2192 nucleotides. Its product is annotated as ABC transporter G family member 5. Gene Ontology annotation, cellular component: membrane. NCBI's taxonomy places the organism in Eukaryota, Viridiplantae, Streptophyta, Magnoliopsida, Malvales, Malvaceae. The record is from RefSeq and is a predicted model, not a curated record. The coding region runs from base 87 to 2015 and encodes 642 amino acids. The transcript has a single exon. Gene Ontology annotation, molecular function: ATP binding; ATP hydrolysis activity; ABC-type transporter activity.
AUAGACAAAGCUGUGGUAGUAAACUAAAAAGAGCGAAAGAAAGAAAGAAAGAAAGAAAAAACAAAAAGCAGGGAGAGCUUUCUUCAAUGAAGAAACAAGGCUGUGAGAUUGAAGUUGUUGGCAUCAAUUACAAGAUCUAUAGACAAAAGAGACAGAACCCUUUUAAAAUCUUCAAAAAAAACCAGCAAGAAGUGGCUGAUCAAGAACUAAAACAACAACAGCCAUCAUCCCAGUUUCAAGAUGCAUGUCCUGGGAUCAGACAUGUCCUAAAGGAUGUAAACUGCAAAGCCAAACCAUGGGAAAUCCUCGCCAUUGUUGGUCCAAGUGGAGCAGGGAAAUCUUCCUUGCUUGAAAUCCUUGCUGGGAAAUUCACCCCACAAAGUGGUUCCAUUCUCGUCAACCAAAGCCCCAUCGAUAAAGCUCAGUUCAGGAAAAUCUCUGGCUAUGUUACCCAAGCUGACAAUCUUUUUCCCCUCCUUACAGUUGAAGAAACCCUCAUGUUUAGUGCCAAGUUACGUUUAAGGCUUCCUCAAGCUCAGUUGAGUAGUAGGGUUAAGUCCUUGAUCCUGGAACUUGGACUAGAGCAUGUAGCCAUGGCUCGAGUUGGUGAUGAUCGGGUUCGUGGGAUAUCUGGUGGUGAAAGACGACGGGUUUCUAUAGGUGUAGAUGUGAUUCAUGAUCCCAAAGUGUUGAUUCUUGAUGAACCAACUUCAGGUCUUGAUAGUACGUCUGCACUUCAAAUUAUUGAUAUGCUCAAGGUCAUGGCUGAAACCAGGGGAAGAACGAUAAUUCUCAGUAUUCACCAGCCUGGUUUUCGGAUUGUUAAGUUAUUCAGUUCGAUGCUUUUGAUGGCUGAUGGCUCGGUUUUACAUCAUGGAACAGUGGACCAGCUUGGUGCAAAUUUGAGGGGAAUGGGAUUACAGCUUCCUCUUCAUGUCAAUAUCGUUGAAUUUGCUAUAGAAUCUAUUGAAACCAUUCAACAGCAACGAAAAGGACAGCUUCAAGUGCAAGAACAAGGAUUUUCAGCCCCACCACCACAAAAGACAGGUGAAGAAGGUGAGAGCAGAAGUGGUAAGUUCACCCUUCAACAGCUUUUUCAACAAUCCAAGGUCGUUGAUGAAGAAACAAUGAAUGUUGGGAUUGAUUUCCCUAGAGAUUUCGCCAAUUCAAGGUUGAAAGAAACCAUGAUUCUCACCCAUAGGUUCUCCAAAAACAUAUUCAGAACCAAGGAGUUGUUUGCUUGUAGGACAAUCCAAAUGCUGAUUUCAGGGCUUGUUUUAGGCUCUAUCUUUCACAAUGCCAAAGAUGAUCUCAGCGGAGCAGAAGAAAAAGUGGGUCUAUUUGCAUUUAUAUUAACAUUCUUGCUUUCAUGCACCACAGAAGCAUUACCAAUCUUUUUACAAGAAAGGGAGAUUCUAAUGAAAGAAACCUCGUCUGGAAGCUAUAGAGUUUCAUCCUACGCCAUUGCUAACGGGCUUGUAUAUCUACCCUUCCUUCUCAUCCUAGCCGUUUUAUUCUCAACACCAUUGUACUGGUUGGUAGGACUAAACCCAAAUUUCAUGGCAUUCAUGCACUUCCUGCUACUCAUUUGGUUAAUUCUCUACACAGCAAAUUCAGUCGUAGUAUGUUUCAGUGCUCUAGUACCAAACUUCAUAGUCGGAAACUCAGUGAUAUCCGGCGUGAUGGGGUCAUUUUUUCUCUUCUCGGGAUACUUCAUAUCAAAACAUGGGAUUCCAAAGUACUGGAUUUUCAUGCAUUACAUAUCAUUGUUCAAGUAUCCAUUCGAAGGGUUUCUAAUAAACGAGUUCUCAAAAUCAGGGAAGUGCCUGGAAUACAUGUUGGGAAGCUGCCUGGUGACGGGAGAGGCAGUGUUAAGAGAAGAAGGGUAUGGGGAAGAAAGCAGGUGGAGGAAUGUGCUGAUAAUGGUGUGCUUCAUCUUGGUUUACAGGUUCGUUUCUUAUGUCAUUCUUAGAUGUAGAUGCUCACAGAGGGGCCUGAGGGCAUCACUUUCAUGACCUCUAAUUAAUUCUCUCUCACUCACGUGAAUGUCGACAACAUGGUUCACAUGAUUUUGGAACUACAUAAGAUAGAAAGGCCAAAAGGACAAAAACAAAACUGUUUGUAUUGUAAUUUGUAACAGAAUAUUAUUAUAAGGAAAAUAAAUGUAUUAAUCUACCUGCAAAUUGUUCUAA